This is a messenger RNA of Penicillium cinerascens, 7731 nucleotides long. RefSeq names its product putative cell morphogenesis protein (PAG1). The transcript has 2 exons. The record is from RefSeq and is a predicted model, not a curated record. Gene Ontology annotation, biological process: cell morphogenesis. The annotation marks the transcript as partial. Lineage: Eukaryota; Fungi; Ascomycota; Eurotiomycetes; Eurotiales; Aspergillaceae. Gene Ontology annotation, cellular component: cell cortex; site of polarized growth.
GCUUCACAUCCAGCUAAGGCAGCUGGCUCCGGCCAGCCAUCAACGCUGCCCCUCAUUCCCGACGACCUUAAAUCCGCAUCCGAACGGCGCGGCACCCGCACUGCCCAAUCCACCCCAAUGCACAGUCGCGAGACGUCCGCCGUCCGAGGGAGAGCUGCCGACCCUUCCACCCUCGCUCCUACCCUACAAACCCGUCGUGGCCACUCCGGGUCGAAGAGCCCCGACGUCUCAGCCGGGCGACCUGCAGGGUAUGACGUGGGAUUGGAAAGACGACCGUCGAAUUCGUACGGCCACCACCGGCAGACGUCAAUCGUUCAUGGCAUGCAGCACUCGCGCAAUACAAGCAUGGCAGGCUCAACCGCCUCUGCUAGCCCGCUGAGCCCCGAGCUGAUCGCCUCCCUCGGCCGCGGCGGAUUCGACGAAGCCGGCCUCCCGAACAAGCUGGAACAAUCCGAUGCGCAUGCGAACUACCAGAACCCCGCCGGAAUGGUGGCGAGUCACGGCAUACAAGGAACGCUGAGCACCAUUCAGGACAACGACAUCGACGACGUCUUGAACGGCAGUCCAGCAAGCAUAGUACAUAAGCGCAUGAAUUCGGGAGGCAUGUCACGGCGAGAGCGAUCACAUAGUCGCUCGCACUCGAAACACCAUUCCGAGUCCAAGACGGUUGGAGAAUACGCACUGCAUCAUCUAUUCAACUCGUUCGUCGGACAAGCAGACAGUAAGAUCAACCAAGCCAUUCUGAAGCUGGGAGAGUCGGAAGCUCCUGUCGAGGAGGUCUGUGGGCCUGGGGCGGACCCCAAUUUCGACCAGUUGAUCUCGGCUUUGGGGCAUAUCGCCAGACAGAAACCGAAACCUCUCAUUGAUACCAUCAUGGUCUGGCGGAAAGCGAAGGGAGAUGCAGCCAUCACUGCAAGGCAAAUGACGAACGAACAGCCGAAGCCAGUAGUCACGGAGAACGGCGUACUCAUGCGCCGUAACACGGAACCAACGCAACCACAUGCGGAUCCAUCUGUAUCCGCCGAGCGGCCAGCACAGCAGACAACGUUGCUUGGUCGCCAUGAUGAUGUUGCGCUGGUAGAACGACGAGCGACCGUCUCUGUAUACCUAGUCUGCAGAGUUCUGAUUGAGAUAUUCAAUCAGAGCAGUCUGGCAUCUAUCACGUUGGAUAUGGCAGAUCGUCUGGAAGAUAUCGUGUUCGGUCAGCUGAAAACUGUUGAUCCUGAUCAGAUCUCCGCGUCACCACUUCGAAUGGCAAAUUGGAGAAUCUAUGGUCAACUUCUUGGGAUCAUGAGCGAACAGAACUUCUCCAGUGUCGCAAACCGGUUCCUGUCGGAACUUGACCAGUACCAGAAGAAUGAAAUUGCCCGGGGUCCAUCGCGCGAGGUCGAUGCGAAGGCGGAGCUCUUGAUCCUCGGCAUGAGGUACUUGCGUCUACCCAUGAACCCAGACACCUGGAGCAAGUCAUGCGACUUCAUGCGGUCUCUGGCUCGUCUGUUUGUCAAUGCCCAUGGGCAAAAGAUCAAGCAGGCCUACUGCUACUUAAUUGAGAAGCUGCUACUACCUGUUGCGGCCAAUCCGUCUGUGGACCUUUCUCUCCCUAGAUGGAAAGAGUUCUUGGAGUUGGUACAAUCACGACUGGCACAGCUUCUCACCAAGCCUCGUCAUUGGGCUGCUUCAUUCUCGUUGAACGUAUUGUUGCUGUGCAUCUCUAACAAGGAAACCUUUUCUUCCCAGUGGCUCUCAAUGAUAUCCAGCUUGCCUGCACGACUUAAGGAUCGACCUACUCGUGCUCCAGCUCUGCAGGCUAUGUGCCGGCUUGUCUGGACCUACUUCUUCCGCUAUUCCGACUCCCCAACAACGGCCCUUCGCAAGGUUGAGGAAGUGGCCAAGAUUGCGCUUCCCACCGGAAAGAGGACGUAUCUCAGCGCUGAACCGGCCUUUGCAGAUCCAUUAAUUCAACUGAUCCGAAUGAUUGGAUUCAAGCACCCCGACGUCUGCUUCAGGACUAUCAUAUUCCCUCUGAUCAACUCAGAUCUCUUCUUGUCCGGCCGUGAGUUGAAGAUCGAACAGAUGGAGCCGGAGAAGAUGGUCAUUGGUAUCCGUGCCUUCCUUGCUACUAUGUCCGAUUUAGAGACAAGCGAUCAGCUCUGCCCUCCGUUCCCUACCGGCUCGCUACCCAACCCAUUUAUGGAUUCAUCAAUUCCGGUGUACUUCCAUCGCCCGCAGUUGCUUGCCGAACACAAGGUGACAACCGCGUCACAGCAGCCCAACCCUGCAGAAUCGAGUCCCGUGAACAUGUCCCGAUUGAGCGACAAUGUCAAGGAAUACUAUCUUCGUUUCUGUGAGGUCCUUGGGAAAAUUACGAUCCUGUGCGACAAUACUUUUGGUGGACAAGCGGUCCUUGAUGAGAAGUUUGGAGGAACGACCCCAAAGACACCUAUCACUGAUGCCUUCGGGUUUGGACGACGUGAUGAUCACGUCAACACACUGGACCAGAAGCAAGGCUUCUACGAUCUUCUCCAUGUGGCGGUGCAGGCUUUGCCCCGCUGUCUUUCGGAACAUAUUCCAUUCAACUCGUUAAUCAAUCUCCUUUGUACGGGAACCGCUCAUGUCAAAUCAAACAUCGCAAUUUCCUCGGCAGAAUCGCUCAAAGCAAUUGCUCGGCAAUCGCAUGCUCAGCAGGUGACCAUUGGCUUUGCAAGAUUCAUCUUCAACUUUGAUGCACGGUAUUCUACCAUGUCUGAUGAGGAGAUGCUCGGGCCUGGCCACAUCGAAUCCACGUUGAGGCUAUACGUCGAGCUGCUACAUAUCUGGAUCGAUGAAAUCAAGCAAAAGACCAAGGAAGCGGCCUCGGACCAACUUGAAAAGUCCAUCUCUGGCAGUCGCGCUCUACACCUGGAUCUGUCAACCGUCCUCGCUCAUGUGGAAGAAAUCGAAUCGCAUGGUCUUUUCUUCCUGUGCUCUCAAUCGAGAAGAGUUCGGGCCUUUGCUAUCAACGUAUUGCGCUUGAUCACUGAGUUUGACAGUGCACUCGGGAAGGAGAACACGAGAAUCAUUAGAAUUCUCGAGGCCGAUUCUCUGCAGAUUUUGGAUGUGAAAGAUGAACAGCUCACAGUCGCGGAGAGGAGCCGUAUUCAAAAGGGUAAGCGAAGGAGUGCAUCUCAGAAUACCCUUAUCGAACUGUGCUCCAGCGAAGUCUCCUACGACUCAACUCUGUGGGCCAAAGUCUUCCCCAACAUGAUUCGGGUUAGCUUCGAGACGUGCCCCUUUGCUGUGACUCUUGGCCGGGAGAUUGUGUGUGCACGUCUUCUGCAGAUGCACAAGACUAUUACCUCCCUCGCGGAGAGGACACGACCUCAGUAUUCUUCCCCGGUGGACGUUCACCAACGUCCCAUAGGUCGGAGCAAUAUGACGGCAGAGAUUCUAGUUGAACAGUGGAAGCUUUACCUGGUCAUGGCCUGCACUACUGUCACCAGUGUUGGUGCUCAGUCUCAGAGCCAGCUGGCAAAUGCCCAACACGCUCGCAAGGCUUCCAAAGGAGCCCAAUCUCAAGACAAGAUCAGCUCUGCCCGCAGUCUCUUUGCCUUCGUCAUUCCUCUUCUCUCUGCCGAACGCGAUUCCAUUCGAAAUGCUAUCGUGGUGGCCUUAGGCUCUAUCCAUAAAAACCUCUAUCGUACCUUGUUGGAGUCAUUGCAGUACGCAGUCACUACCUGCAACGAAGAGGCCAAGAUUCGCAUUGGUACCCAUCAUCGCACCCCUAGCAGCCCCCUCCGCAAUAGAAACACGGAGCGCUUGCGUACGGAGGUGACGCAUGUCUAUAAGCUUACUUCUCACUUCCUACGAGAGCCCGAAGUGUACAACGACGACUGGGUGGUCAACAACCUCAUUACCUAUGCCAAGGAUAUCCGGAUCUUCUUGAGUGAUGCGGAGGUUCAGAACGACUGGGAAUUCCAGCGCUUGCGAUUCCAUUACUGUGGGUUGAUGGAGGAGCUCUUUGAGGGGGUCAAUCGCACGAAAGAUCCUUCUCGCUGGAUUCCUUUCGAGUCCCGCAAGUCUGCAUUCUCUCUAAUGGAAGACUGGUGCGGCUACUCGCCCAACCAGGCACAGAUUUCACAGAGAGAAGACAACAUGCGCAAGUUUGCAAUGGCCCAGCCGCACGAAGGUGGUGAAAUGAGGAAUGCGGCAGCUGCCUUGGAAAUCGAAAAGAAGAACCUCCGCGCAGCAGCAUUGAGUGCCAUGGCCUCUCUAUGUGCUGGUCCGAUUAGCAUCACAACUGAAAGUGGAUCUGUGCUUCAGUUCGAUGUCGGUCGAAUGCUCUCGUGGAUCGAUAUCAUCUUCAGCACCGUCAGCGAUAAGUGGCAUUCGAUUGGCCGUCGCGCGUUGAAGAAUCUCAUUAUCCACAACAAGGAACACUCCUACUUGAUGGAGCGCUCAAUCGAGAUGUGCUAUGUCACAGAGCGUCCCAAGGCGAUCGAGAGUUAUUUCGAGGUGGUGACCGAGGUGCUCUUGGAGCAUCCGGAUUACCCACUUGAAUUCCGGAGGGUCUUGGGCGCCGUCUUGGUGACUCUCGGUAACCAAAAGCGCGAAAUUCGGAUGAAGUCGGCCAAGCUCCUUAGAAAAUUGGAAGAGCGUCAACAGAAGAACUCCCGUCUCCAAGAUUUCGACAUCAGCAUCUCAGAUAAGACCACUGCAGUCUACAAGCUUGCUCAGUUCGAUAUCUCCAAGCGGCUAGCCAACCAGCACUCUGACUUGGCUUUCACACUAUUCUCCGAGUUCGCACUGCACUUCCGCAGCCUGCGCCCUGACAGCCAGCGUAAUAUGGUAGCUGCCAUCUUGCCAUGGGUCCAGACCAUGGAGUUACAGGUGGAUCCCAAUGGUGGCCCAACAGCCACGUCGUACAUGCUCCUUGCAAAUCUCUUUGAGAUCACCAUCCGCUGCAGCACUGUCCUCCCCAACCAGGUCCAGGCGCUAUGGCAAGCGCUAGCCACGGGACCCCACGGCGGCAACGUCCAGCUUGUCCUUGACUUCAUCAUCAGCCUUUGCUUGGAGCGCAAAGAGCAGAAUUUUGUUGAGUACGCCAAGCAGGUUGUCGUUUUCCUCGCUGGAACCCCAGCAGGCUCAAAGGUUAUCGAGUUCUUCCUCAUGCAGGUCAUGCCGAAGAACAUGGUGCAGGAGCGGAAAGAUCUCACGCCGCCUCCACCAGAAAUGAAGAGUCUUCCGUAUGUUGCCGACCUGGAUACGGUUCUUCCAGUAGGAAACAAACAAGCAGGCCUGUCGCUGGGACAAGUGGCUCUCAUUCUCCUCGUCGAUCUCAUGGUCGCCCCUGUCACACUGGCUUUGGAUAAUAUUAUCAAACUCCUCCAUGUUGUCCUCAUUCUCUGGGACCAUUAUACAGUGACUGUCCAAGAGCAGGCGCGAGAGAUGCUGGUCCAUCUUCUCCACGAGCUCGUUGCAGCAAAGUUGGAAGAUGACGCCCCUGCUGGAACUCGACAGGCGAUUGAAGACUUUGUCGAGUCGAUUCGUAAAAGCGAUCCGGCGGUGAUCUGGGAAUACGAAGAGAAUCAUGGCAAGGAAGAGGAAGAUGAUGAUCGCAAGGUGCCCCAAGCUAUGGGUGCAGUGACCCGUGAUGUGAUCAAGUUUUUCAGCUUUGGUUAUGAGGGUAUCGGUGAUCUCUGGGCCAAGGAGGCACUGAAUUGGGCGACGUCGUGCCCCGUCCGACAUCUGGCAUGUCGGUCGUUCCAGAUCUUCCGGUGUAUCUCGACCUCACUUGAUUCGCGGAUGCUGGCAGAUAUGCUUGCCCGCCUCUCCAACACUAUUGCGGAUGAAGAGACGGACUACCAAACCUUUUCAAUGGAGAUCCUCACCACGCUGAAGAUUAUCAUCAGCUCUCUGACACCGUCGGACCUUUUACACUACCCUCAACUGUUUUGGACAACUUGCGCUUGUCUCAAUACCAUCCACGAAAGUGAAUUCAUCGAGAGUCUAGGUAUGCUCGAGAAAUUCCUUGACAGGUUGGACCUCGGUGACCCCAUGGUGGUGACGCAACUCCUUGAGGGCCAGCCACCCAAGUGGGAAGGUGGAUUCGAUGGUCUCCAGGAUCUGGUGUUCAAGGGCCUCAGGUCAUCUGAAUCCUUUGAGCGUGCACUGGACGUUCUGCACCGUUUGAGCGGGUUGCCAAACAACGAACUCAUCGGAGACGGGACACGUCAACUAUUUACCAUCCUUGCCAAUCUGCCUCAUUUCCUCCAGUGUUUUGACCGCGGGUUCGCUGACCAGAAGCCCAUUAUGCAUGCCAGUUUGCUUGCACGCGUGGCAGAGAAUGAGCGAUGCCCACGGCUUGCAGCGUCGAUCUUUGGUUUCGCAAACCAACAAUACAAAGCCGAAAAUGUCUUUUUGGACCAUAUUGUGACUGAGAUCAAGUCAUACUACUUCCCGCAGUUGGACUUCCAAUGCUUGAUCUUCCUGAUGGGUCUUCUCACCAACACAACAGACUGGUUCCGAAUUAAGACAAUGAAUAUUCUCUGCGUCCUGAUCCCCGAGGUUGACAUGCGCCGGAAUGAGGUCACUUGUCAUGGCCCGGAUCUGAUAUCCCCAUUAUUGAGACUUCUCCAGACCAACCUCUGCCCUCAGGCUCUGGAGGUCUUGGAUCACAUUAUGACUGUAUCUGGCAACCCGAUGGAGCGUCAUCACCUGCGCAUGAGUAUGGCAUCAUCCACCUCGUCUCGUGCUAUCCGCAAAGAAUACGAGCGGAUUCAAAGUCUAUACGGCAUCCCCGAGCCUUCGGGUUGGUCUGUGCCUAUGCCGGCGACUCAGUCAGUCAUGACUCGCAACAAUGUGCAUGCCGUAUUCUACACGUGUGCCGAGGCCGAUGAUUUGACCGUCCAAGACAGCAUGACGCCUAAUGUGGAGUUCCGUGCGGAGGAAUACACUGACUCGUUCUUCCCGAUGCGAGCUGAUACAAUGAAGUCUGUGGACACGCAGAAUGAUGGUAACAUGGGUGAUAUUGUGCAGAAACUGGACAGCCUGGACGAUUUCUUUGAUGAGGAAACCGAUGCCAGCAUGCCUACGCUCAACCCAGUUGCAACGCCAAUGAUACGAGGCUUUACUGGAAGCUACGUCGAUACCAAUGCUCAUCUGUACGAUCAGCAAACGGCGCCCAUUCUGCGCAAAUCACUGGCUCGAACGGGCUCUACGUCGUCCUUUCACAACGGUCUUGCCGAAACCCGCACAGCAAACUUCCGCUUUGACGGACCCGGCAUACCAUCGCCGGUGAGUGCAGCACCCCACAGCUCGGGUCAGACGUUGCGACCGGCCUCCCAUACUCGAUCUGUCACUUCCCCUGCCAACAACCUGUUUGUCCAAACACAGGCCUUGGCACCACACGGCACGCUACCCGUGGGCCUCAAUGACUCCGCCUUCAUGUCCGACGACGAGAUCGAGGAAGCGCACUCGGAUAUGGAAGAGCGACCUGUAACCAGACGGCCAUACCCACAAAUGCCGCCCAUGAUCCGCAGCGCAACAGACAGUCCCCACUCCCUCGAAUCCAUGAUUCGCAGCGGCAUGCGCCGACUCACCGGCGGCGCAGCCAACCGGGAAAAGGAACGGCAGCGGGACCACCUCCGCGCACAGCAUCGCGCCAUAGUCCAGACAGCCAACUCUCCCCGUGUCCCCAAGGUACCAGAGGAGUACCUUGCCGGACCAACCAGCCACCCGGCAUCCCCGAGAUGA